Mucor velutinosus is the source of this 2982-nucleotide messenger RNA. RefSeq lists its product as uncharacterized. NCBI's taxonomy places the organism in Eukaryota, Fungi, Mucoromycota, Mucoromycetes, Mucorales, Mucoraceae. Gene Ontology annotation, biological process: phosphorelay signal transduction system; phosphorylation. Gene Ontology annotation, molecular function: phosphorelay sensor kinase activity. The record is from RefSeq and is a predicted model, not a curated record. The transcript is spliced from 6 exons. The coding region runs from base 1 to 2982 and encodes 993 amino acids.
AUGAGCGACACUAACAAUAAUAUCACUCAGCAGCAGCAGCAGCAGCAGCAGCAGACGGAUGUGAUAAUGUCGACCAUUUACAAGAAUUGCUUUCCCGAAGUGAGCGAUGCAUUUCUAGAGAAAUUGGUAAAGGAAAUCGCAUUAUCAACUGGAGUGCAAACAGUGAUGAUUCAGCGACUCUUGACCAGCAAAGAAUACUACGAUUUAAAGCAUAACGAAGGAUGUCCAUAUAUCAAUGUUAUCGAUCAUAACCAGCAUGAUGAAAAUAGUCAAAGUCGUGAAACAUCUCCAGUCGAAGCAGAAUACACAAAGAAUAAAAAGGAAUACAUGCUGAUCAAGGCAUGUUACUCCAAUGUCAAUCACAAUGCAUUAUCCAAACAUUCAGCUGUGCCAAUAUCAUUCCUACAGCCAAACUCACCGCACAUUCAAACAAUUCACCAAGAAAAUUACGCAGUGAUCGCUCAGUUCAAUUCCGUAUACCCACCUUUCCAAACAUUUAUUGGUACGAGAUUAGAUCAAGAUCAAACGCCAAUUGGUCUGAUGUCGAUCAUGGACGAUAAGCCAUUGAAUCCAGCUCAAUUGCGCCGUAUGCAACAAAUAUUACUAGCUGUCAAGACAAGAGUGCGGAACGAAAUUGAGAGGACUAGACAAAGAGAACAACUGGUCAUGGUGAAGAAUGCAGCUAUCAAGGAUGCUCAGGGCAAAAUCAAAUUUCUAGCUGACAUGAGUCAUGAAAUUAGAACACCAAUGAAUGCCGUGAUCGCUCUUACUGAUCUGUUGCUUCAGGAAAGAGCGAUGCUCAACGAAGAACAAACAGAGCAUUUGGAAGUGAUUCAAACAAGCGGUAAUCAUCUUUUGACCGUUAUAAAUGAUAUUUUGGACAUCUCAAAGAUCAAUCACGAUCCCAAAUUCAAACUGGAGCAAAGAAGAUUCAGUAUAAGAAAAUGUGUCAAAGAUGCCCUGAACAUGGCUCGUCAUCAAGCCUCCAUGACUCAAUACAAUAAGCUCGUUUGUGUUGCAGAAUGUCCCCCUGAUAUCAAUGAUAACAUACCUUUGAAUCAGUUGAUAAAUCAGCUCGAAUUAAAUCAAGUCCUCGUACGCUUCGACACGGAGAAGACUGUAUUACCUCUCUUAUGGAAGAUUGAUUCUGAUGUACCCGAUUAUCUAACAGGUGAUUCCAUGCGAUUAACGCAGAUACUGCUGAAUUUAUGCUCGAAUGCUGUCAAGUUCACAAAGAAAGGUGGUAUUCGUGUCAAGAUAUCAGUUCACGCAUUUCCUGGUGGCCCACCAAAACCCAACGAAGAUUGCAAGUCUACCAACUUUAAAGAACGUUACGAUGCUAAAAGUGAAAGCAUUUACUCCCGUGCUACGCAGCAAAAGAGGGGAAACAACAUGAACAGCGCUGGCGCUCCUUAUUACUACGAAGAGAAUGAAGAAGAUCCUGGCACCACAACUGAAGAAGACAUUGAUGCUUCCGAGAAGGUGGUUCUUGAGAUAUCUGUAACUGAUACGGGUAUUGGCAUGCCUGCUGAUCGACUUCCAAGGCUGUUCAAAUCCUUUUCUCAAAUAGACAUAUCCACUGCUCGACGCUAUGGUGGCACAGGUCUUGGUUUAGCAAUUUCAAGUAUGCUUGUGAAUAGAAUGGGCGGUGGUCUUUGGGUUGAAUCCGAAGAAGGAUUGGGGUCGAGGUUUGCCUUGACUUUGCCUUUAUCUGUUGCCUCCAAGAGACCGCCUUCCAUCACAACCUCUAGUUUUGGUCAUGUCUCAGAAAGCAGCAGCGCGUACACUAGUAGUGGCAUGAUUGCCUCACCGCCAUCGCCAGGGUCCUCUGUAUCAGAUGGUGGCUCUAGUGUAGGCGAGCAACGCAGUAAUAUCGAAGCCAACGGGAACAUUAUCAAUACAAUUGCCUCUUCACCGUCCAACUCAACCGGAUAUUUCACUACCAACACCAACAACAACAGUAGCAGUAAUAGCAACAAGCAUAUAAACAACCAGACUAGUUUUCCUUGGGAACACACCACUAUACCCUCAACGCCAUCGCCUUCGUCUAUCUCUUCAAACGAUCAAGGCAUCAAUAUUUAUUCAAACACAAAUGUAGACUCGCUCAUUUCCAACAAUAAUGCUUUCAGCAACCCAUCCAAUCCUCUCACAAGCAACAUUAGCCUCACUAUGAAUAUCAGCAAAGGGCUACAAAACAUGUUGUCUAAAUCUCAUGAGCUACCAACUGAAUCACCUAUAAACAAUCCUAAUAACAACAACACACUUAAUAACAACAACAACAUCACUAAUACCACUACCAUGACCACCACCACCACCACCACCACUAACAACAACAACAACAACAACAACACAACAGCCUCUACUCCACAGCAACAGCCCAAGCAACAACAAGUGAAGGAUCCAAAACCAACGAAUUCACCUAAAGCCGCCAGAGCAACCAUAUCCAAACACCAUCGCAAAUCGCAUAGCAUUGGCCAUGAAGAAAACCUUGCCUUAUUGUAUCCUAUCAAGAUUUUGCUGGCCGAGGAUAAUGUUUUAAACCAAAAGAUUGCAGUGAGCAUACUGAAGCGCUUGGGAUUCCAAGAUGUCAUCAUUGCAGGCAAUGGCCGUGAAGUAUUAGAAUUAAUGCGUGUACAUACAUUUGAUGUGAUCUUUAUGGAUCUUUACAUGCCUGAAAUGGAUGGAUUAGAGGCCACUCGCUAUAUCAUAUCCGAACGCAAGCAUAAUGUACCACCACCACCUAUUUUGCCUGAAAAUGGCCAGCAGCAAAAGCCGCUUUUGAAUGUCAAUGAUGUCUACAUUAUUGCAUUGACAGCGUCUGCCUCGAAACAAGACCGUCAGAUCUGCAUUGACGCAGGAAUGAACGAUUUCAUUAGCAAGCCAUUUACCAUGAUGGAGAUGAAAUCAGCACUGAAAAACUGUGCUAGCAAAAGAAAGAAGCGUAAAAAACAACAGCAACUAAGCAAUGAAAAUAAAGAUUAA